Cryptotermes secundus is the source of this 4099-nucleotide messenger RNA. RefSeq names its product neurogenic protein mastermind. NCBI's taxonomy places the organism in Eukaryota, Metazoa, Arthropoda, Insecta, Blattodea, Kalotermitidae. Gene Ontology annotation, cellular component: nuclear speck. The record is from RefSeq and is a predicted model, not a curated record. The transcript is spliced from 6 exons. Gene Ontology annotation, biological process: Notch signaling pathway; positive regulation of transcription by RNA polymerase II. Bases 558 to 3584 code for a protein of 1008 amino acids. Gene Ontology annotation, molecular function: transcription coactivator activity.
GACGAAUAGACGUGUGUGUUCGUUUGUGUGACCCACGCGCCGGUCAGGACGGAAAUAGCUUCGCAGAUUUUGUCCUUUGGUACGAAGGUUUCAGGGAAAGAGAUUUUAGAGUUGAUUCGUGACUGUUGAAUGUGAAUAAUGAUUUUACGACUACAUCAAUGCUGACCUUGGAGGUGAAUGUUGUGAAAGGUGCCACUGUGAUAUUCCGGAAGGCAGGCGACGGUGUAAACUUACACGAAAAGUAUCGUCUGAAAUGAAGGCAUUCAUGUUCGCUUUGUGUGGGCAGCUGCAACCUGUUGUGUUGCAAGCUGAUUGUGGUCAGUAGGAGCACGUGAACCAUGUGUUUUGUGGAAGCGUGUGUGAGGUAGCGAUGUGCACUGCUGUCAACUGAUCCUCUCUUCGAACUGGCAUACCCCCUGAGCGUGUGUGUCUGUGAAGCGGGCAUCGUGGAUCCCGGCGGCGGAAGAGGGGGCAGCUGCGUGGAUGGUGGACUCAUUCCUCGCAAGCCCGUCGCUGCUGCCCCAGGCCAAGGCCUCCUCACUCCAGGAGGGGGAGGAAUGGGAGAUGUCCUGCCACCUAAGAGGCAAGCUGUUGUUGACAGACUUCGGCGUCGAAUCGAGAGUUAUCGGAGACGUCAGACUGACUGUAUACCGCGAUUCGAUCAGUCGUUCAACGGAAUUUGCGAGCAGAACAUUCAGGAGACAUUGGUGUUGAAACAGAGGUUUCUGGAGUCGAAGGCGAAAAGGGCAGCCAAGAAGACGGACAAGAAGGACAGCACGAGCAGUCUGCACACGCAGCAGAAGUUCCUGAAACGGACAGCAGAAGAACUGGACCCUCCCGGAGGAUCAGCAGAUGCCUUCGAGCCCCCCGCCAAGAUCCAAUGCACAGGGCCUGGAGGCCAGCAGCAGGAGAACCUGACCAAGUUCUCUGUGGAGAUCGUGCAGCAGCUGGAGUUCACCACGUCGGCAGCCAACUCGCAGCCUCAGCAGAUCUCCACCAACGUGACGGUGAAGGCCCUCACUAACGCGUCUGUGAAGAGUGAUGUGGCGUCCCCGAAGUCGCCGGUCGGAGGACGCGCCAGUGCGGGUGGCACGGCGAAUUCCGCAGGCGGAGGGGCUUGUGUGGACAUCGGGAACCUUGUGGAGUGCAAACAGGAGCCCGAUAGUGAGUUCGUGGACUUGGAACAAUGCGCCGCCGCCCUGGAAAAGGACGCGGCCGCAAACGGCGCCAGUUUCCCUGGCUUCUCGGACCUCAUCGGCGAUGAUACGAGCGAUGAAAUCAUUACGUCGGACGCGUUCAAAGAUCUCAUAUCAGAAAUCUCGGACUUCCACCCGGAGUUCAUGAGAGACUUCGACUUCGAGGAUAAGACAGUGGACGGGUUGACAAACGUUAACAGUGCUAGUGGUAUGUGCUCAGGUGGACAGUUGAAGGCCGAAGACGACAACAAGGACCUGCACCUGAUGGACGUUGUGGUCAAGCACAGUAGUUCCAGUCCGCUAAUGGGUGGGAAUUCCCAGUACUCGCCCCAGCCCGUGUACGACCCGCAGUCGCUCUCUAAGGCGCGCAUGGCCCCGUACCCCCCCGGGCUAGCGGAACUGAGCCCCGCUGCGCAGACCCUCAAGCAGAUGGCGGAGCAACACCAACACAAGACGCAGCUGGGAAUGAGUUUCAAUCCGGCUGGCUCCGCCAGGAACGUCAGAUCCCCCUAUGGAGAGUUUCAGUUCCCGCCGUCGGGCGGCGGACCUGGCGCUGGGGGCAACACGGGGGCAGCACCACCCUACAUGAACAAACAGGUGACCGGGUCGGGCGGAGGGAACAGUUUUGUGAGUAGCGGCCCGCAGCCGGAGCUACUGAAGCAGGAGGUGGUUUUUAGUGCUGCCCAGAUGAACGGUCGUCAGACAAUGCAGCAGCCCCAGAGCAAGCAGACGGGUUCUGCGGGCAAUCCCAUGAUGGGCACAGGGUACCCCAACCCCCCCAAACAGCAGUAUUCGCCCUACGGUAGUCCAGGGUCGUUGCCAAACCACGGUAGUCCCCAAUACCUACCCCGGGGCCAGGCGCCCCAAGGAACCCCUCAGCAUGUGGGACAGUUUAGCAGUUCCACCCCACCGAGACCGCCGUCCUGCCCCGGUACAGCGAGUCUGCAGAUCAACCAGGCGCAGCAGAUGCACAUCAACCAGCAGGGACAGCAGAUACAGGUGACUGCAGGGCAACACAUGCAGCUAAGUGGGGACCUGAAGCCGGUUGUGUCUGUAGCAGCCCAGCAAGGGAUGUAUUUCAGCCAGCAACAAGCAGCACCUGCCCCAUCAGGAUCUGGUCCAGCUCCUGGGGACACCUAUACUGUUUCACAGUCCCAGACCAUCAACUUCACACAGCAGAGCCUACGUCAGCGUCCAGGUGGUGCAGCAGGGCGUCCAGGGGUGGAUGCCACUGUCGGAAGUAGACAAGCCUUGGAACAGCAACAUAAGUUGAUACAGCAGCAGCAGCAACAACAACAACAACAACAACAACAACAACAGCAGCAGCAGCAGAUGUUACGAGCACAACAGCAGGUUCUCCAACAACAGUCCCAUAUGGCGGGCAUGGUUCCGCGUCCACCCCCUCCAGAGUACAAGGCUAACCCACAGCUCAUGCUCAUGGGCCAGCAGCAGCAGCAACAGAGGUUUACAACAGUGAACAUGAGAAGAGUCGGACAACAACCAAUGCCCCCCUCAGGUCCGAUGAUGCGACCACAGCAACAGCAGCAGACACUUCAUGGUGGUGGGGGCAACAUGUAUAUUGGAGGACCUGGUGGAAUUGUGCAGCACCAGCACAGGAUGGCGGGCACAUAUGUGACACCAGGUGGACGUAAUAACCAGAGGCCACCGAAUGUCAGCAUUGGACCAGAUGGUAUCAACAUUGGUGGGCGAGGAAGUGGUGCUGAAUGGAGACAUGUUCUGAUGUCGCAACAGCAGAAUGCUGUGUUUGGGACGCAGAUGCGGCCAACGUUCACUCAAGGUGGCCAUCAGGGUUCAUUUGGAAUGGGGAGUGGCCAAGGAGGUGUUCAACUGUCAGCAGCACAGCAGAUGCAGCACCAGCAACUGGUUCAUAAUCAAGCCCUGUCAGGGUCACCAGUAAGCCAAAUGCAGAUGAUCUCACAGCAGCAGUCCCUGGGUCUCCAGUCAGCGGCAGUUCCAACUAAUGCUACACAGAUGUCAAUGAGCCUGCAGAUGUCACAGUCAAUGUCAGUGAGUGCAGGAGGGGGAGGCUCACCCCAUCACCACUCUCAUCAUUCCCAGCAGCCUGCAGCCCCACAGCAGCAGCCCAUUGUAAGCUAUGGAGGGAGUCCUGUUGGCGCAGGAGCAGGGAACCCAGGACCACCACCUCCGCAGCAGCAACAGCAGCACCCCCCAGCCACAUCUAGCUCAGUAGCACCAGUCUCAUCUGCACAGCAGAGUGUGUCACAGCCCCCACCGCCCACUCCAGACUUUAGUCUUGAAUUCCUUGAACACUUGCCAACUGGAGAUUCGAGUCAUUUCUCGGCAGCUGCCCAGGAACUGCUCAAUUCUCUUGAUUCAACCUCAGCAUUCAACCUGGACAUCCUUUAAAACAAAUGAAAUUUCUUUCUGUCUCAAAUGUGCUGCAAAGUUUAAGAUGGCCAUUCCACUACUAGUGUAUGUUUGAUUUCUUGUAUAUUUGAAGAAUACUCCCUUCUGGGAUGUCAUGUCAUGUAAUGUGAGAGAAUUUAUACUGGGCUACAUGGCAUUACAUCCCAAAAGAUUGUACUUUUCGUAGUCAUGCUGUGAGAAUCUCGAAUCCAAUAUCAUAUACAUUUGUAUAUGAAGAAGAUACAUGUUUGUGUAACCUCCUGCCAGAGUCGUACUUUAUUCACAACAGUUUCCUUGUCAGGUUUGUCCUGUAUGUUCCUUUUUGUAUGCAUAAAAUGCUGUUGGCAAGGAACAGUUAGUGCUCUGUUGUAAGCAACUAAGAUGUUGAUCCUUGGCACCUAAUUUGGCAGGUAUUGUCAAUCUCCAUGACAAUUCCUCCAAUAGUAUUGUAACGUGUGGCGUUACUGAAGAUGCCAUUCGGAUUGUUAAUUGGUUUAUUUAACAAUGUACAAGUC